Sinocyclocheilus rhinocerous is the source of this 795-nucleotide messenger RNA. Its product is annotated as opsin-5-like. The coding region runs from base 1 to 795 and encodes 264 amino acids. Gene Ontology annotation, molecular function: G protein-coupled receptor activity. Gene Ontology annotation, cellular component: membrane. The transcript is spliced from 3 exons. NCBI's taxonomy places the organism in Eukaryota, Metazoa, Chordata, Actinopteri, Cypriniformes, Cyprinidae. The record is from RefSeq and is a predicted model, not a curated record. Gene Ontology annotation, biological process: G protein-coupled receptor signaling pathway; visual perception.
AUGGAUGCUGGGAACUCUCUCCACCCUCUCUCCACUGAUGAAGACCGGAGCAUAAUUCUGAUUCUGGGAUCUCCUGAAGUCAAUGAUGAGCUCCUUGGCCUUCCCACUAUUCACAAACACCAGUUCUCUAGGUUCUCAAUUCUUUCCAUUGUGGGGAAUUUGAUGGUUCUUGUGAUGGCAUACAAGCGGUCGAACCACAUGAAGCCCCCUGAGCUUCUGAGUGUGAAUCUCGCUGUGACAGAUAUGGGAGCAGCUGUCACCAUGUACCCGCUGGCUGUAGCCUCAGCGUGGAACCACCAUUGGAUAGGGGGAGACGUCACCUGUGUGUACUAUGGCCUGAUGGGAUUUUUCUUUGGAGCAGCUAGCAUUAUGACCCUAACAAUUAUGGCUAUUGUUCGCUUCAUCGUGUCUUUAACGCUCCAGUCACCCAAAGAGAAAAUCAGCAAAAGGAAAGCAAAGAUCCUUGUGGCGACCACUUGGCUGUACGCGCUGCUCUGGGCCCUUUUUCCUUUGAUUGGCUGGGGAAAAUACGGUCCGGAGUCCUUUGGCCUGUCUUGUACUCUGGCCUGGAAGGACAUGAAGGAACAGAGCCAGUCUUUUGUCAUCACCAUCUUCCUCAUGAACCUCAUCCUCCCAGCCAUCAUCAUCAUCUCGUGCUACCCUGCUAUCGCUGUGAAACUAUACAUCACCUACAAGUUUAUGGACGACAGCAACCACAUACCCAACAUGAUAAAGAUGCAGCGGCGACUCAUGGUGGUGAGUCUGUUGUAUGCUCCAGCUACACUGCUAUUAUGA